Messenger RNA from Orbicella faveolata, 522 nucleotides. RefSeq lists its product as uncharacterized. The record is from RefSeq and is a predicted model, not a curated record. NCBI's taxonomy places the organism in Eukaryota, Metazoa, Cnidaria, Anthozoa, Scleractinia, Merulinidae.
AUUUCGGUGUCUGUUUUUUUCACAAUCAAGGUGGCAGCCUUAAAAGCACAGUUAGCUACAGCCGGGAAACCAUCUGGUUUCGCUUUGCUCGACAGCAAUGGCCGCUUGUCCCAGAGUCUCCUUGUGGCGGGUUAUGACAAGUACUCUUUGUACGACUUGGGCUGGCAGUCUCUUCACAUGGCAGCCUCUGCUGCCUGUAGAGGAAGCACUAGUUCAGGGGGUAGUGGCUGCUGUGAAAACGUUGUCCUUGUGCGUAACACGGCUGAUAAGAAGACCUGCUCUCAGAUCUGUGCCCAGUCUCCGUUUUCCAACUGUGAUGGAGAAGUUUCCAUCCACGGAAAAACAGGAAAAGCCACUCAAAACGGAGAGAAGAUUGGCGCGUUCUACAACUAUGAAUGCGGUCACGUGGCUAACGGAGGGAGUGAAGUGUCACGAUCUGAAAGUGACAUUACUCGGUUCCCAGACCCAUAUCCCUAUUACAGCUUUUGCUGCUGCCGGAAAUAAAAGUACGAGUGUAAACAG